This is a messenger RNA of Peromyscus leucopus (white-footed mouse), 2116 nucleotides long. RefSeq names its product mitochondrial ornithine transporter 2-like. The record is from RefSeq and is a predicted model, not a curated record. Gene Ontology annotation, biological process: mitochondrial L-ornithine transmembrane transport. Bases 410 to 1207 code for a protein of 265 amino acids. NCBI's taxonomy places the organism in Eukaryota, Metazoa, Chordata, Mammalia, Rodentia, Cricetidae. Gene Ontology annotation, molecular function: L-ornithine transmembrane transporter activity. The transcript has a single exon.
UCCACCCAGCUAUGCACCCGCUCUACCACUGACCUACACCCCCAGCUCCAGCGAAGAGUUUCUUUGUACGUAUUUAUGGAGAAGUGUCCCUGAAGCAUUCUGCCUCUGCCCACGCGGACAGCGGGCACUCGUGGAUGCACGUGGCCGGGGGGUUAUUCCCAAGCGGCUGGGGAGUGCAGCGGUCCGCGGCUUUGGGUUGAGUGGCCUCGGCUGGGAGACGGAGAGACAGAGCCUGCAGCAGCCAGCCGUGGGAGCCCACGGUCACUUGCCUUCUGAUGACACCCACGGAGGGGCGGACGAACAUGAAAUCCAUCCUGCCGUCCAAGCCGCCAUAGACCUCAUUGCGGGCGGCGCUGGGGGCUCAGCGUGUGUGCUGACAGGGCAGCCCUUUGACACCAUCAAAGUGAAGAUGCAGACAUUCCCCAACAUGUACAAAGGCCUCGCCGACUGCUUCCUAAGGACCUAUAACCAAGUGGGCUUCCGGGGUUUAUACAGGGGAACCAGUCCUGCACUGCUAGCCUACGUUGCCCAGAGCUCUAUCCUAUUCAUGUGCUAUGGCUUCUGCCAACAGUUUGUCAGGAAAGUGGCCGGAGUGGAUCAGAGCGCAGAGCUGAACGACUUCCAGACUGCCACGGCUGGGUCACUGGCCUCCGCUUUUGCUGCGCUGGCCCUCUGCCCCACUGAACUUGUGAAGUGCCGGCUGCAGACCAUGUAUGAAAUGAAGAUGUCAGGGAAGAUAGCACAAAGCUAUAGCACAAUUUGGGCUAUGGUUAAGAGUAUCUUCAUGAAGGAUGGUCUCUUAGGCUUCUAUCGUGGACUUCCCACCACUCUAUUUCAGGAAAUACCUGGCUAUUUCUUCUACUUUGGGGGCUAUGAACUCGGUCGAUCAUUUCUUGCCGCGGGAAGACCAAAGGAGGAACUAGGCCCUGUCUCUUUGAUGUUAAGUGGAGGCUUUGCCGGGAUCUGCCUCUGGCUUAUCAUAUUCCCAGUGGACUGUAUUAAAUCCAGAAUCCAGGUUCUUUCUAUGUCUGGGCAUCGAGUAGGAUUAAUCAGAACCUUUUUAAGUGUUGUGAGAAAUGAAGGAAUAUUAACCUUGUAUUCUGGAAUGAAAGCCACUCUGAUUCGAGCUAUCCCUUCCAAUGCUGCUCUGUUUUUGGUCUAUGAAUACAGCAGGAAGAUGAUGAUGAACAUUGCAGAAGAAUACUGAAGUGUUUUGAUGAAACCCUUGUCUAAGCACAUGAGUGUGAGGACCACGGCUCUAGAUAUCAAAGAGUUCAAGACCAACAUGGAGUUGUCUUUGACUGGGAAUUUUGGGUUUGUCCUCCCUUCCUCCAAAUCUCAAACUUGGUGGAGAAAUCUUGAUAUCCUAUGGUUUCUUUUCACAAGCAUACUGAAAUAGAAAAAUCACUGCUUUUGCUGGUGGUGGGAUCUGCAGGGUGAACCCAAGAGUCUAUGUACUUCAAGGUUAUCGGGGCUGCUUCAUAAACCUAUGUAACAUCUUGAAUGGUCAUGUGUUGUAAGUGAAACCUAGUUUGGUUCCCUGUUUAGUGUCAAGUAUCACCACAACAUCUAGAGUUGAUCGUUUUUCAUGAUUAUAGGUAUUGCUUAAUCCAUUCAAGAUGUGGUUGUAGUUUAAAAUCUGUUUAAUAUGCACCACACUAGGCUGUUAAAGUUUUAAAGUCUUUAUGUGACAACCGAAACAUUCAUGUUGAUUUAUGAGAAGAGAAUGUACCUGUGUAUCAGCAUGGCUUCCACAAUCUUGAGUAAAAUUUCAGAGUAGGCAUCCAUCCUGGAUUUUCUACUCCAGUCUUAGAUAGUGUGGAUUUCACUUUCAAAGUAUGGUUACUAUUCUACACCCCAAUAGUAUUGUUAGGUGGGGCCUUGUGUAUUAGGCCUUUGGGAAGUGGUGUGGCCUUUGCUGGCACCCCUUCCCUCUCUUUUCCAAAGAAGCCAGGUGUUAGAUUGAGGAAAGAGAUAAAGGCAUGGGGCUGUGAAACCGUGCUUAGAUGAGCCAUGUAGAUCAGUGGUCUCCACCUGUGGGUCCCUUGACCCUUGUGGGGGGUGUUGAACAACCCUCUCACAGGGGUUGCAUAUCAGAUAUUUAUAUUACGAUUCA